Messenger RNA from Priapulus caudatus, 1655 nucleotides. RefSeq lists its product as uncharacterized. The record is from RefSeq and is a predicted model, not a curated record. Lineage: Eukaryota; Metazoa; Priapulida; Priapulimorpha; Priapulimorphida; Priapulidae. The transcript has 7 exons. The coding region runs from base 53 to 598 and encodes 181 amino acids.
UGUCGCCCAAAUACAACAAACGAUAAACAAGAAGACUCCGGUAAACAUUGAGAUGACAGAAAAUUUACCUGGAAAAACAUAUUGGAUCGCAUUAAAACCGGAAUAUAUAACAGAUGGUGAUGGUGAAAGUGGGAGCGGUGAGCUGGUGAUGAGGUCGGUGGUGCUUCACCCAGGCUGCGACUCACACUUUGUACAGCAGUAUGUUCGGGAUGCAUUCAAUUUGAACGAGGACAAUCUCGUACUGAAGUUAAGGAAUACAAGAGGAUGCCUCGUGCCUAUCAAUAGUGAAAUUACACCCAAUGAAAAAAGCAGUCCCUACAUUCUUGAAGUUUGCAACACAUAUCAACAUAUCAAACCUAUACCCCGGACCCUGCAGACAUCCAACUAUAAUCAUACACUGCAUAAUAAGCUACAGAACCUCCUGACUCGGGUACAGAGACUGGAGCAGGUGGCACCAGAACUGAGAAACAUUAGAAAUAACAAUCUUACAGAGGAGAUGCAAGAGCUGGAGCGGAAGCUGGAUUUCUUGAAUAGUCGUAUGCGGCAGGCUGACUCUAGCAAGUGGAAGGGGAUGUUCAAGCGCAACCCCCUCUGGUGACACAAGCCAGAGAUGCACACUACAAACUCCAACCCCCUCUGGUGACACAUCCCAGAAACAUGCAUCCAACUGCGACCCCCUCCCCUUCCUCUGGUGACACAAGCCAGAAACACCUGGCUCCAACUGCAACCCCCUGUGGUGACGUAAGCCAGAAACACGUGUCCAAGCGCGACCCCUCUUCUGGUGACAUAAACCAGAAGCGCACAUCCAACUGUGCUUGCCCCAUCUGGUGACACGAUCCAGAAAUAUAUGUCCCCAAAUUCUACUUCCUCUGGUGGUAAAAGCCAGAAGCAUGCAUGCCCUACUGCGACCCCUCCUGGUGACGAGAGCUCAAAUUAGCAUGGCCAACCACACCCUCUUCUCAAACAAAGAACCAGAAUCAACCACAUUUAAGGGGAACCAAGGCACACAAGAUGUACUGUCGCUGAAGAGAUGUGUGGUGAUAUCACGUAUGAUCCGUAUGUCCAUCUGCAACCCCCUCUGGUGACGCAAGCUCGAAUUGGAUAUUGGUAGGAGUGUUAGUCUCAGCUGGAGCCAAUGACAUCCAACUGCGACUGGCCAAGCUAGCAAGAGCUGGAACAGUCAUGGCUCGCGGCUACCUCGUUUCGUGACACGUCUAUAGUCAUCUGUCGGUAACCUUUAGCUCGCAUUUUCGUAAUUUAUUCCGACAGCAAAAUCCUAAUUGUCAUCCAUGAAGUCAUACAUCCAUUUUCUUUGAUAGCAUAAUAGGGAUAUAUAAUUAUAUUUGAAUGAAGUCUUAGAGUGAAGAAGUUGGAGAUGUAAACGUGAGACGUUAAUUUUGUGAUGGUAGUUAGUUUUAAGGCAUGAUGAAAUUGAUGUACUGAUGUGUUAAAAUAUUUUCAUCUCUUGUUCACUUCCAUACUUAUUUCGGUAUAAAAAGUGCAAUAUAGCUAUAAAAAAUAUUAUUUACAAUCAUGAAUUCCUGAAAUUAUAUGUAAUUUAUUGUUCGUGACGUCAUAAAAAAAUUACUGUUGUGGGAAUAUUUGUGUGUAUAUAUAAGUAAAAUUAAAUUUCCACUGUUAGUCACUUCAGUAAA